AUGAUUAGAAAAAACUUGAUUUCUCCAUCCCCUUAGCAGAUACAUAAUUAACAACCUCAUCAUCAACAAUCUCGCAUUAAGAAUAAUCUUUUCUAAGAAGAAGAUAGCAACUGGAAUAUGUACCAUGUUUAGAAUCCAAUUUUUCAGACGGAGGUCAUCAAUCCACAUUCUAAUCCACACUAACAACUUUAAAACGAUGAGUUUUCUAUGUAAAAUCAUCAUCACCAUCAUCAUCCCAAUUAAAUGCCUAGCCCUUUUUACAAUUAGAAAAUCUUUAGCACUUACCGCUCAAAUCAUCAAAGUCAUAACAAUCUUCAAUAAGAAUAGCUUAACUACAGAGAAAUUCACCCAAUGUUUUUUGUCAGUAGAGAGUAGCCGCAUUAGAUGCAAGCCACUCAGAAUUUGACAGAAAAUAUGGAGGGUAGAAUGUAAGACUUAAUGUCAGAGGAAGAAAACUUCAUCAACGUUAACCAAAUGGUCAAAAGUGAAUCAACCAAUCAUUUAUCGCUUGCUGAUAAGACUAUGAAAAUGCGAAUGAUGUAUCAACGUAAUUAAGAAUCUAUUAACGAAGUUGGAUACUAGGGGAUAUAGCCAAUGAUGAGUGAUUUUUCAGAGUUGAAUAAUAAUAGCAAUAAUAAUCAAGCAGCAAAUGGAAAUAAGAAUAGAAGAUAAUAAAAAUAAAAACGUAAAGCAUGCACUGAAAAAAGAGGUCUUCUUACUUUUUAUCUCUCAAGUUUAACUGAAAAGGAGCUAGUUAAGAAUACAUUAACAGGAUUCGUGAUAGAUCAGGUCCUAAUUAGAGGACCAAUGACGUUCGAUUAGAUAGAGAAAAUUGUUGAAGAGAAAUUUUAGGAGUUAAGAAAACCUAAUGGUAGAAAAUAUGACUAGGACAAGAUAUAAAAAUGCAUUAUGAGCACUCUCACAGCUAACGGCUUAUUUGAAUAAAUAGAAAAAGCUGGAAAGAGAAAGAGAGCUGAGUAAGACUACUAGAAAUAUUGGAAAGUUAAGGAAUAAGAAGCGUUCGAAUACCUUAGGCUUGAAGAAUAAAAGUUUGUAAAUUUAUAUUAGUUAAUCAUUUCAAUUAAAGAGCAACAUAAAAUUCAAGCUGAAUCAAAGAAUUAGAAAGUUUAAGAUUAAUGA
Messenger RNA from Stylonychia lemnae, 1140 nucleotides. NCBI's taxonomy places the organism in Eukaryota, Ciliophora, Spirotrichea, Sporadotrichida, Oxytrichidae. The record is from the annotation of a GenBank genome assembly.